This is a messenger RNA of Peronospora matthiolae, 2469 nucleotides long. The record is from the annotation of a GenBank genome assembly. NCBI's taxonomy places the organism in Eukaryota, Oomycota, Peronosporomycetes, Peronosporales, Peronosporaceae.
AUGACGCUGUCGCCUUCACUAGAUGCGGCUUAUGUACGCAACGGCAGUGGACACGGGGAUGAGGAGGUACUAACGAACAUCAAGGACGACGCGUACGGGACUUUCCAUGACGUUGUCGCACGCUACAGCAGCGAAAACUCGCGCGCUCUUUGCAAAUCAAGUGUCGGGGUCGUUCUCGUGGUGCUGGCGACUUUUGCGCUGCUCGGGAACUUCUACGAGCCGCUUGAGGGACAAGUGGAGGAAGUGGAGAGUCGCAAAAGCUUAUUGGAGGCGCAAAAGCUGGUCGGGAAGACAACGAACGACGCGGUUAUAAGCGGGAGCGACGACCUACCGACACGUCGUCGUCCGUUCCAAUACGGCAACGACAGCUACCGCAAGGAAGACGGUCUGUCUACGCGCGAACGCACUUUUCUGGAUACUGUGGACACGAUGCAGAUCCGGACGUUCCACGGAGCGUACGCCAGUGUGCCCCAUCCGGCGGGAAGUGAGCAAGACUAUCAGACGGCGCUGUUUACUGCCCAGCAGUUUGCAUCGUUUGGAAUCAAAUCGGAGAUUGUCACGUAUUAUCCACUGCUGUCACUGCCGAUACAUCGUCACGUGCGCAUCGUGUCGCCCUUGACUGCAGCGAGGACAUUGAACUUAACUGAAGCGUCUGUGCCGGGGGAUUCGUGCACGACCAAUGCAGAUGCAUUGCCACCUUACCUUGGAUACUCGGAUUCCGGUAAUGUCACGGCAUCUGUAGUGUACGUAAAUUAUGCGAGACCUGUGGACUUUCAGUGGCUAGAAGCGAGAAACGUGACGUUGAAAGGCAAGAUCGCUCUUGUGCGUUAUGGAGGCAACUUUCGUGGACUAAAGGUCAUGCUGGCCGAGCAACAUGGUAUGGCUGGUGUUCUGAUCUACUCAGAUCCAUUGGAUGACGGCUAUGCUCAGGGACCGGUGUACCCGGAAGGUCCAUGGCGACCAGAGGGAUCGUUUCAGCGCGGAUCUGUGCAAUACAACUCCAUUUACAGCGGCGACCCGCUCACUCCAGGUUUCCCAUCGCUGCCAGGCGAGCCAUACUUGAGUAAAGAAGAAAGCAAGACGAUUCCGCAUAUCCCGGGACUUCCUCUUUCUUACGGCCAAGCUCGCUACAUCCUCGACUCACUAGGCGGGAUGCAGGCUCCCGAAUCGUGGCAAGGCGCUUUACAGCUCGACAAUGGCGGCUACUUUGUGGGUGACGACGAAGGCACAGUUUUAAAUCUGGAUGUAGUCAUGAACAACAGUAUUGGACCUAUCUGGGACGUUAUCGGUACCAUCGAAGGCACAGAAGAGCCCCAUCAAAUGGUUCUUAUUGGAAACCACCGCGACGCUUGGGUAUGUGGAGCUGUGGACCCAUCCAGCGCGUCGGCGGUCAUGCUAGAGAUUGCUCGUGGUCUAGGUAACUUGCUCAAGGGAGGCUGGAAGCCACGCCGCACUCUUGUUAUCGCUUCAUGGGAUGGCGAGGAGUUGGGUUUACUUGGCAGCACAGAGUUUGCUGAAGACCAUGCGGAUGUCUUGAGGAAGCAAGCAGUAGCGUAUGUCAACGUGGACAACGUUGUCGGUCCGUUCGUCAGCUCGGGAGGUACGCCGUCUAUUGCCGAAUUUGUGCAGGACACGGCCCGGCUCAUUCCAGGCAGCUCGUUUUACGGCGCCGAUGUCACGGAAAGCUUGUAUGAUCAGUGGAUGAACCAGACAAUUAUGCGACGAUCCAGUCGUGCUGGUGGCACUGAUGACGGUACAUUGGCUCCUGACCACCUGAUCCGGUUCCUAGGUUCAGGCACAGAUUUUACAGCCUUCUACCAGCAUCUUGGAAUCAUCUCGGCCAAUUUGGGCUACAGUUUUGGCAGCGCGAUGUACGGCGCGUAUCACAGCACUAUGGACAGUAUUUCGUACGUGGAAACAGUGGGGGAUCCACACUACGCAACACACACCACGAUGGCAAAAUGGUGGGGGCUCAUCACCCUGCGCCUGAUGGACAACGCGAUCAUACCAUUUGACUAUUCUACUUACGGGCUCGUGAUGCAGGAAGAUCUGGCUCAAUACGAGAAUACGACAGUAGCCAUGGGGCGUAACGUAGACUACUCAGUACUGUACAGAGCGAUUGAAAGAUUCAGCAGCGACGCCGGAGUGUUUCAAGCGCACGUCACGAAAUUUGCGCGGAUGAUUUCUAGUAUGAAUGUGAGCAACGCGAUGGAGGCAGAACGUCGCGUCCUGAACGAGAAACUCACAAGUCUUGAGCGCUACCUGAUUUCAGACACCGGAUUACCUCACCGACCGUGGUUUAAGCACCUGAUCUUCGGGCCCGGCUUCUAUGAAGGCUACAAGGGAGCUGCAUUUCCAGGCAUUUCGGACAGUAUCGUCUUCGACGACGACAGCGCCGCCAUUCAAUCCCAUGUUAACGAUGUCGCAAUGGUCAUCAACGCAGCGGCGGAGUAUCUGAUGUCCACAUAG